This is a messenger RNA of Cyphomyrmex costatus, 1806 nucleotides long. RefSeq lists its product as uncharacterized. Bases 1 to 1806 code for a protein of 601 amino acids. The record is from RefSeq and is a predicted model, not a curated record. Gene Ontology annotation, molecular function: olfactory receptor activity; odorant binding. Gene Ontology annotation, cellular component: plasma membrane. Gene Ontology annotation, biological process: detection of chemical stimulus involved in sensory perception of smell; sensory perception of smell. Lineage: Eukaryota; Metazoa; Arthropoda; Insecta; Hymenoptera; Formicidae. The transcript has 9 exons.
AUGACGAAUGCGACGAAUGAUACACGUCGCUUCGCGAGCUGGAUUAUUGCCAUACAAAUCGGGGCCGCAGCUAUCUACGCUGUCGGCAUAUUCGCCACUAAUGCAUAUAGUCCCGAAAAAUUAAGGCCAUACGAGCGAGAAUUUAUUCUGAAAAUGGAGUUCCCAUUCAACAUUAGUACAGAACUUAUUUACACAGUGGUUCAAACGGUUCAAACAUAUUACCUAUUUAUAGUCGCUUACGGUAUUACGGUUGUCAAUUCACUUCUCAUCACCUUGUGUAUCACUACACCCGAUGCCAGAGCGAUUUUGGUGAAAUCUGUAUUAUUCUUCAUCUCGAUGAACGUCGAGGCAUUUAUAUACUGCUUCUGCGGUGAACAUCUGAGCGCCAAGAGCAAAAUGAUUGGAAAUGCAGCGUACAAUUCUCGCUGGUACGAUUUUUCGACCAAAGAAAGUCGAAUUAUACUGUUCCUUAUUCUGAGAUCGCAGAAAAGAUUGACAAUCACGAGUGGAAAAGUCGUCGACCUUUCUUUAGAACGAUUUACCGGCAUCGGCUCCGCAGCUAUCUACGCUGUUGGCGUAUUCGCUACUAAUGCAUUUAGUCCCAAGAAGUUAGAGCCGUAUGCGCGAGAAUUUAUUCUGAAAAUGGAGUUCCCAUUCAACAUUAGUACUGAACUUAUUUACACAGUGGUUCAAACGGUUCAAUUGUAUCACCUAUUUGUAGUUGCUUACGGUAUUACGGUUGUCAAUUCACUUCUCGUCACUUUGUGUAUCAGCACACCCGAUGCCACAGCGAUUUUGGUGAAAUCUGUAUUAUUCUUCAUCUCGAUGAACAUCGAGGCAUUUAUAUACUGCUUCUGCGGUGAACAUCUGAGCGCCAAGAGCAAAAUGAUUGGAAAUGCAGCGUACAAUUCUCGCUGGUACGAUUUUCCAACCAAAGAAAGUCGGAUUAUACUGUUUCUGAUUCUGAGAUCGCAGAAAAGAUUGACAAUCACGAGUGGAAAAGUCGUCGAUCUUUCUUUAGAACGAUUUACCAGUUGCACCUUCCGUAGAAUAUUUUUUGAUGUAUUACAAAUGAUGUCUGAAGAUUGGCAAGUUCAUACUUCGAAUCCCUAUAACUCACGCAUAAUGACGAAUGUUGCGAAUGUUGCACGUCGCACCUCGAGAUGGAUAGUUGGCAUGCAAAUCGGUUCCGCAACUUUCUACAGUGUCGGAGUACUCGCCGCUAAUGCAAAUAGUCCCGAGAAAUUAGAGCCGUACGCGCGAGAACUUAUUCUGAAAAUGGAGUUUCCAUUCAAUAUUAGUACAGAUUUUAUUUACGCAACAGUUCAAACGGUUCAAUUUUAUCACCUAUUUUUAGUUGCCUGCGGUAUUACGAUUAUCAAUUCACUUCUCGUUACUUUGAUACUUCAUAUCUGCGGUCAAAUAGAUAUUCUUCGAGAAUGGUUGACAAAUAUCUUUUCUAAGAAUUCAACGAAUUCAUUGGACGAAAUUACAAUGCAAUCGUUAAUUAUAAAGCAUCAGCGUAUUAUAAUAUUUGCAGAAAGUAUCGAAACUCUUUAUACGUAUAUUGCAUUGAUGAUGCUCUUAUCAGACACGAUCAUUAUAUGCUGUUUAGGAUUUAUUAUAGCCACAAGCAAAAUGAUUGGAAGUGCGGCAUACGAUUCUCUCUGGUACGAUUUUUCAAUUAAAGAAAGUCGAACUUUAUUGUUUCUUAUUCUAAGAUCACAGAAAAGAUUGACAAUCACGAGCGGAAAAAUCGUCGACCUUUCUUUGGAACGAUUUACCAGUGUAAGAUUUUAUUUAUAA